AUGCAUACUGGUACCAAUAAUAGUAAGGCAGUGUCACUCAUCGCCAUCACAGCACUUCUGGCAGCGUUCCAUAUCCAGCUGGUACUUGGAUGGGGGACCCCUCUACCGUUUCGAGUCCGCCAGUUGGGAUUGCAAGCGGUUGGCAACAAUAAUAUUUUGGGGGGUAGUACCAACAGUCAAGACGAAGAAAACAACCAGGUGAGACCUGUAUCCCCCAAAACACAAUCAUCAUCCAACCAGAAAUCACCCAAAAAGUCGCCCGGUCGUUGGAUUGAAGCAGAUCAGUUGAAUGGGAUCAAAGAACAAGUGAACCUGGUCGAUUUCUUGGAGACAGGCUAUGAUUUAGAUCAGUUCAGGAGAACAGGUCACCAUCGAGCCACCGCGGUUUGUCCCUUUCACAAGGAUCAAGACCCAUCUCUUAGUUUUGAUGGAAAUAGAGGACUCUACAAGUGCUUUGGCUGUGGAGCGGCGGGUGAUAUCUUUCAUUUUGUCAGACAGUACCACAAAACGACCCAACAGGAAGAACUGCCAUUUAUCAAUGCGGUGCGAAUCGUCGACAAUUAUCUAUCCGGAAACCAUGACCGUCGUCCGAAAUCCAUUGCUGCUGCUGCUAGUUCCACUGGCGGAACUUUGUCUACCACCACGACGUUGUCCACCAUUAGUACGAAGGAAGACAUUGAAAAGCGAAAUCGCAUUUUUGCCAUGAACCAACAUGCCGCGGCCUUCUACGCCAAAUGCUUGACAUUGCCAUUUGCUGGGGUGGCCAGGUAUUAUCUGCAAUCCAGGGGAUUCGUCACACCCGAUGCUGCACGAGCAUUUGCUCUAGGGUAUGCUCCGGACAUGUAUUUUGGAAACAAUCUACACAAUGCCAGAAAUCAAACCACCAGUCUGGUGCAGCAUUUGCAGACAUUGAACUUUACAGCCAAACACAUUCUAGAAUCGGGAUUGGCCAUUCAAAAAAGGAAAUCAGUCAAUAACCAAAAGCGACCAAAGAAAGCAAAUGUUGGAACCAACAGUUCAGGGCAUUCAGAAGAUUCAGAAGAAGACCAAGUGCUAUACUCUUCACUUAUGGACCGCUUUCGGGGGAGGCUCGUCGUCCCAAUCUUUGAUCGUACAGGCGAAAAGGUGGUGGGCUUUGGAGGACGGGUUCUACCGGUAUACAAUGAACCCGACAACGACAACAACAACGACAACGGCAAAAAAUUCAAGGCGCCAAAGUACCUCAAUAGCCCCGAAACGGCAGUCUUUCAAAAAAUGCAGAUUCUGUAUGGACGUCACAUUGUCAUGGAGCAUUACAAACUACAGAAAAGCAACAACGACAACAACAAGCCCCUUCCAGUCAUCUUGGUGGAAGGCUACAUGGAUGUCUUGGCCUUGUGGGAAAUUGGAAUCAAGACAGCCGUGGCAACCAUGGGAACGGGCAUUUCCAUGGAUCAAGUAAAUGCCGCUGCGAGAAUGGCAGCUUUGAAUGGAGGCCGUGUCGUGUUGUGUCUCGACAAUGACGAAGCUGGCGUUGCAGCGGUAGAACGCUUGUGCAGUGGAGGAAUGCUCGAAAAGGCAGCAAGCUCUAAUGGAGUUCAGUUUUGUGUGGCAAGUCUCCCGGCAGAUGUCAAAGAUCCUGGUGACUUUGCGGAGUUGCGCAGACGGAAUGCCAAGGCGAAAGUUGGGGCUGCCUUUUGCAAAGAGGUCCUUGAUCCGGCAGUAGAAGAUUGGUCCGAUUGGUACCUCGAUCGAUUGCUUGAACGUUGUGAUGCAGGGUCAACACGAGAGAUGGCCGGGGGCUUGGGGGAUACGUUUGAGAGAGUAGCUGACUUCCUAUCGACCUUUUCCAAUCCAGCAGAUCGUACGAGGAGUGCAUGCGUGGUCGCAAAGAAAAUGGCAAGCAUGAUUGCCAAGGACAACAAUGUCACUGCAGCGUCAAAAGCGGUGAGCUCGCAACUAGAGUCUGACUUAAUUGAUCGCGCUUCGAAAAGGGCCAACGAGAGGGAGAAGAAGAGUCAAACGCGUCCCACAGAAUCCGACAUGCAAGUGUCGGCUUCACAAACGCACUCGGCCCUUUCAAUGCAGUCAUACCAAAAGCCUGCCCCAGAUAUCGACAAACUAUCCAGGAAAGCACGGAAUCAGUUGACACAGAAAGCUUCACCACCUCCUGGAACACGCGAGCGCAACCAGGACAUGGAGUCGCGAACAGUUUUGCCACGACAUGAAAGUCUGCAACGAACAACGCCCUCACCACGCGGGAACAGAAGGCCUCAGAAAACACAAUCAUAUCCUCCACCUCCUUUGGCUCCUCAUUUCGCCGGCAUUCACUUUCAACAUCAAAGCGACUCUGAUUGGCUCGGCACAACGGGAAACAGUGGCGGCAGCAUUGACGUUUUGGGUAGUCCGCACUAUCCCCUUGGCAACAACAUCAAGCAAAAAGACACCAAGCCAGUGUAUUUCCUUUCAAACGAAUACCUUGGACAUUUCGAAGGAAACUCUGCGAACUCCAAUGGGCUGUCAAGAACAACGGACCAAGGCUUAGCAACCCUGCCGCGGCGAGACGAUAGACGCUCGGUGGAAGGGGCAGAGGAUAUGUUGCUGCAUUCCAUGGUCUCCAAUUUCCCUGAUUCGUGCAACGCGCUUCAGGAGUUUGUGCGUGCACAGUCGUUUGUCAGCCAAGGCAUCGACAUCAUCGAAUGGAGCAAUCCCAACCGCAAGUGGCUAUUCAAUUCUCUGCUAGACGAUAACACCAUACAGCAGAACGACGCAUAUGUUUGGGGCGUAUGGGAUCUGCGAGCUUGGCUUGCUUCGAGGGAUGAUGCUCCUCAAGGGGCCUUUCGACGAAGCACGGAAAGUGAGAAUGGUUUCGGAUCCAUGCACAAUACGUCAGACCCAAUUCACGAGACGGUCAAUGGCAGCUCUCGAAGAACGUCACAGGGGUCACAGGGGUCACUCGAGCACUAUUUCUCAGACGAGCCAAUGCUCCACGAACACCCAUCUCUGAACACCUCCUCCGAUUUGAAACUUCGACGAGAAAAAGGUGUCUUGGCUACACAGGAACAUUUCAUCGCGCUUCUUGCGGCCAACGCAGCAAUGAAAGUCACGUCGAUUCAAGGCGAUAUCAAGUCGGUUGCCUUGGUGCUUGAUGCGAGAUCACGUUUGUCUAAAGGGCAGCCGUCAAAAGUGCAGCAGAACACUUACCAAGGGCAGUUCGGGGCCACAGAUGUAUUAGAAGUUACGAAAUCUCAAUCGUCAUCCAUCCAAAAUAAUGAAGAGCGGGAAGAGGGGAGGUUCCACCACAUGUCUACUGAGGACAUCAAAGAGCUGCACUCGGACCUGAUUGGUGCAUUGCAAGAAGCUAUGGAGAUCCGGCAUCAAUUGGAAACGUCGCUGAGUCGAAUCCGGGCACGACUGAUUCGAUUCAGCAGUUCAACUUCUGGUAGCGCAGCUGAAGGGACGAUGCCAGUGGAUCUCGCAAUGAAACUUGCCAAUGACCUAGACAGUCAUAUGGACCAAAUGGAAGAGGGAGGGAAGUGGAUCGGCGACGCCGAUUUGAUUGAACUAGACGAUCGCCUGGGGAAAAGGGACCUGUUGGGGUUGCCUAUAAAAGACCAGCUUGCUCAGAUUGAAAAGACGUGGGGAGAGUGGUGUUUUGAUGACUUCAUGUGGUCUCCAGAUAAGGCAGAUGAGAAGUCUCAACGAUAUACUCGGCAAGUCGAUCUUCUAUCAUUCAACGACGACGAAGCAAUUCGCGAGACACUCGAGGAAAGUCUGGAGAGAAUAGACAAUGAUUGGAAGAACUGGGAGGAUUGA
Messenger RNA from Seminavis robusta, 3795 nucleotides. The record is from the annotation of a GenBank genome assembly. NCBI's taxonomy places the organism in Eukaryota, Bacillariophyta, Bacillariophyceae, Naviculales, Naviculaceae.